Molecule: messenger RNA, 1875 nt
Organism: Cladophialophora immunda
Lineage: Eukaryota; Fungi; Ascomycota; Eurotiomycetes; Chaetothyriales; Herpotrichiellaceae
Exons: 1
Coding region: 259-1683 (474 amino acids)
Source: RefSeq, a predicted model, not a curated record
CUUUGAAGCUCUCACAGAAGUUGCUUUUUCUUCCUGGGCCUGGGAAGUGGCCAGAGAUCGAAAACACAGGCACAGAGGAUUUUGUGCGCCUACCUGGCACGGAGCGCCAUGUGAUGAUUCUCUCGGAGGCCUUUGUCCGCCGAUAUCUCUACCAAGUAUGAUGCGCGACAUUCUGGUAUAAGAAGGUAAGGAUGGGAGUAUGAGAAUGGAUCUGUUGGUCGAGGUUUUCUGCGACCCGAGAGAACUGUACCCAGAACCAUGGAGCGCAAAAAGCUUCAGGGUGAACCUGACUCAUGUCCGCCCACAAAACCACAGAGAUAUUUCCUCUCUUUCUGCCUUCUUCGCAUUAUCAGCGUUUGGGUCAUUCUUACUGUGUGCGCUAUGGCUUUCCAGGACACCGGCGGUGUGCGUGAAGGACGCUCUGUCUCGGUCAGCUCAGACGAUGAGCGACCACGCCCACGCCCCUUUCGAAAACUCGGCCAGGGCAGCUUCGGCGCCGUCUUUGCACACCCGAUGGUUCCCGUGAUUUACAAGCGCGAGAUCAAGUCGGAUAGCAACUGGUGUUGGAGCAUAGAAGGCGAAUAUGCUAUGCACAAGCUCAUCUCGGCCGCCUUUGAUAAAUGGUCCCUGGGGGAACAGGGCAACGACACAAGUCUACGUGUCCAAAUCCCCUUUCCCCACGUCCUAAUCCUCACAGAUUCCACGAACUGGUGGGCGCAAUGCUCAUCACGAUUCCCCUCGGAUGAACCAGACUUCCGCGAUCCAUCCCCGACUUUACAAGCGGAACGGAUCCCCUCCUUGCCUCAAGCGGUGCGCCACGACCUGAUCAACAAGUUUUGUGCCGCCGGCUCCGUCAGGGUCUCGAUGAAAACAGACCCGGACAACGACGUUUGCUUGCUCAGACUCUAUCUCGGCCGCAGGGCCGCCCGAUCCUGGAAAUCCUGCGUGGAUUUCCAGAUCCACAACUUCCCGUGCCACGUUGAUCAGAUGAGGACUUUGGGCUUGGACACGCACUACAUCGCCGCUCAACUGGGCCGGGCGCUGGCGGUGUUGCACUUCGAGGCGGGUGUCGACGGGCGUGACGUGGAGUUUGUGCUGGGCGCUGCGAGGCAUGUGCCGGAGAAGCUAGCGGGAGAGCAGCAGAAGGGGACGUCGCUGACAGACGAUGCUGGACAAGCCCGCCAGAGAAGAGAAGAAGUCACGGGUCUCUACAGCGCGGCGACCAUCUGGUGUCUAGACUUCGAGCAGUGCCAACCCAUCUCCUUCUCUGUUGACCCUCUAGUCCCGACCUCGAUCACCCCGGAACAAACCUCCCUUAACACCCCCACCACCACCUCCGCCUCCGUCGACCCAGGAACCGUCAAAUGCAUCGCUGCAUACUUCGCCAACGAUCCCUAUUACCCCCGCCCCCCUCAGCCAGAGCUCUGGGCGACCUUUUCGAGAAACUACGAGGACAUGGCCGGACAAAUCGGCGCCGAGGCGGCCGCGACGGCAUCGCGACAACAGCAAUGUUCCGAAUGUUCCAAGUCGCAGAACCAGAGUGACCCUACCGCCGCGGCCCACGUCGAGGACGCACCGGGAGGGCCGGAUAGGACGAAGAGUCUUGCGCGGGCGUUCAUCCGGGGAAUCGAAGACACAUUCAAAAGGGCGCAGAUCAAGCGAUGCCUAGACGAUGAAGGAUGAGUUGGACGACCGUGUACGUAAUGCGCUUGAAAGGUGGCGGGGACUUUCGUGCUUCCAACGAUCAGCGAAGCAGAUAGGAAGCGAAGAUCGAAUGAUCAUAAACAAUGCAGACGAUAGGAGAAAGGACGCAGUCUGAUAAUCGUUUCACCCAUCGAUGAUAAUACAUACUGUCCCAGAAGCAUACACGCACGC